Messenger RNA from Silurus meridionalis, 567 nucleotides. It is a transcript of the gene ndufa5, whose product is annotated as NADH:ubiquinone oxidoreductase subunit A5. The coding region runs from base 104 to 454 and encodes 116 amino acids. Gene Ontology annotation, biological process: respiratory electron transport chain. The record is from RefSeq and is a predicted model, not a curated record. The transcript has 5 exons. NCBI's taxonomy places the organism in Eukaryota, Metazoa, Chordata, Actinopteri, Siluriformes, Siluridae.
GAAAGAUAUGAUCAGCGUUCGAUACACGCUAUAACACUAUAUAGAGGCGGGCCUUCUGACGUCAUCUUUCUGCGCCGGGAGGACGUUGGGACGGAGGCGAGAGAUGGCUGGUGUGAUCAAGAAGACCACAGGCUUGGUGGGUCUCGCCGUUUCUGUGAACCCGCACGAGCGUCUUCGGAUUUUGUACUCCAAGAUCUUGGGCUGCGUCCAGGCCAUGCCCCGGGAUGCCGCCUACAGGAAGUACACAGAGCAGCUGAUAACCGAGCGACUCGACCACGUCAAGUUGGAACCCGACGUAGAAAAGCUGGAGAAGAAAAUGAACUGUGGUCAGAUCGAGGAGGUCAUCGCACAAGCAGAAGCAGAGCUGGUUUUGUCUAGAAAGAUGGCAGAAUGGAAACCAUGGGAACCGCUGAUCGAAGACGCCCCUCCGAACCAGUGGAAAUGGCCAGUCUGAACUCGCGUUACGGCUCCGUUCAUCCUGUCCGUACUGUUUGGGCUUUCAGUUGAAUUGAGGUUUAUUUAUGUUAAAAAAAAAAAACAAUAAAUCUUAUAUGUAUCUUGUCCAAA